Molecule: messenger RNA, 1203 nt
Organism: Ylistrum balloti
Lineage: Eukaryota; Metazoa; Mollusca; Bivalvia; Pectinida; Pectinidae
Product: signal recognition particle protein-like
Exons: 1
Coding region: 1-1203 (400 amino acids)
Biological process (GO): SRP-dependent cotranslational protein targeting to membrane
Cellular component (GO): signal recognition particle
Molecular function (GO): GTPase activity; 7S RNA binding; ATP hydrolysis activity
Source: RefSeq, a predicted model, not a curated record
AUGAACAAGGCGGUGGAGCAGGCACUUGGAGAAAAAGUGUUAAAAUCCCUGCAGCCAGGCCAGUAUUUUGUAAAAAUAUUGCAAAAUCUACUCGUUCAAUUUCUAGGGGGGAAUAAUGUUCCUAUACACCUCAAAGGAAAUCCAGCAAUUAUUCUCAUGUGUGGACUGCAAGGGUCAGGAAAAACAACAACAAGUGCAAAACUCGCUUUGCGAUUCAAGGAGGAAAACAAGCGCUGUGCUUUGCUGGCAUUGGACACUACAAGAGCUGCGGCAGUGGAGCAGCUGGAGCAAUUAGGAGAAAGCAUUUCAGUGCCCAUUAUAAGCCCACAGACGCUUGGGAUGGAUAUGCAUGCUGAUAAAACAGUGAUAGUGGAAAAGGCUGUACUCUAUGUAAAGACUAUGGGAAAAGACCUGCUUAUUAUUGACACUGCAGGAAGGAGCGAGCUGGAUACGCAACUCCUGCAAGAAUUGAAAAACAUAGAUCGUGUGGUACGUAGCUGUGCUAAAAUUCUUGUGUUGGAUGCUAUGACAGGGCAAAGUGCAGUAGAGCUUGCAAAGAAUUUCCAUGAGACAUUAGAUAUUACUGGGCUCGUAUUUACAAAGCUCGACUCUGAUGCUCGAGGUGGAGCUUUACUUAGCGUAAAGACAGUAGCCGAUCUUCCAGUUCACUACGUAAGCUCAGGAGAAAACCUGCAUUCACUCGAAGUAUUUCAUCCCGAACGAAUAGCAUCAAGAAUACUGGGUAUGGGAGAUGUGCUCAGCCUUGUUGAAAAGGUGGAGAAGCAGGUUACGCAGGAGCAGGCAGAAAUACUUCAUAAAAAAAUUAUGAAAAAAACAUUUACAUUGCAAGAUUAUCUUGAGCAGAUGCAGCAGAUAACGAGCAUGGGCUCCAUAGAAGAUAUAGCUGCCAUGUUACCCGGUGUAAGCACCGCACAACUUAAGAACAUCGAUCAAACGCAAAUAAAACGAGAGGAAGCAAUUAUACUUUCCAUGACCAAAAAAGAACGCUUUAACCCAAAAAUUCUUGGAUUUUCACGUAGAAGCAGGGUAGCAAAGGGAAGCGGAACCACUGUGGCAAAAGUAAACAGCUUACUUAAAAAGUUUGAAAAAACAAGAAUAGAAAUGAAGAAAAACCUUAAAAAGACUACAAAAACACAAGGUUUGCAUCAAAAUAUAAAUGAAACACUGCAAACAUUUCAAUAG